Molecule: messenger RNA, 1026 nt
Organism: Emiliania huxleyi CCMP1516
Lineage: Eukaryota; Haptophyta; Isochrysidales; Noelaerhabdaceae
Exons: 4
Coding region: 65-790 (241 amino acids)
Source: RefSeq, a predicted model, not a curated record
AUCACCUUCCGCCGCGGUCUGCAAGUCCUCUCCAAGGUCCUAGCAGCGCCUGGCACCGGCCAAAAUGAUCGCAUUCCCUGCCCCCUCCUCAUCAUCACAACUCCGCAGCGACCACCGUUCGGCUCUCGGCCUCGGCCUCCUCGCUUUGUGCCUCGCACUCGGCUUGCUCGCUGUCACUUCCAGUGUUGGCGCCCCGGCGGCAUCCAGUGUUGGCGCCCCGGCGGCAGUGGGUGGUGAGACUCGCUCGCGCAACGCCUACAUCAUGGUUGGCCCGGGGGCCAUCGUGUUUGGCGAAGACAGUAAGAAACUCGAGGACCCCUGCAACCUCGCUCACCAGGACUGGGACAAGUUUGUCGCCAAGUUUGGCGUGACGCCGGAGGCAGCAUGCCACGGUCAGGCCGCACAGAAGGGCGCGCCGGCAGUCGACACAGGAGAUGUCCACGUUGGGAUGGACGCCAUCGCCGUCAACGGGGUGUCCGUGGGCACAUCCGGAGUCAAGGCGGGCGGCGUGAGCGUCACGCCCGACGGCGGCGUCGACCUCGGCGGCGGCGCGGGCGUGGCUCCCUCGUCCCCACCGCCCGUCGGGACCGAGCAGCCAUGGGGCAUCCUGCUGCCCGCCUUUGUCGGCGGCGGCGGCGACCUCCGUGGCGCCAUCAAGGCCGCGUCGGCGGCGCUCGGCGGCGGCGAAGACGAGGAGGGCGCCGAAGGACAGGACGAGGAGAAGCCGGAGUCUUGGUACGUGAUGGUCGGGCCCGGCUUUGGGGCUGCCAACCACGACAAGGCGGAGUGAGGCGGGCGAUCGAGGCGCGGCAGCAGUGGCCCUAUGAAAAUUUGCUUCGACCGCACAGCUUGCGCCGCGCCGAGCGCAGAGCGUGCUUCCGAGGAGGCCUUGGUAUAUCCGAGUGCCGCACGAGAAAAGAGAAUUCCUCCCCGCUUGCGUGUGUGCGUGUGUGUACUGCGACUCUGGUGACACUCCCGCUUUCCACAUGCACAUGCACAUGCAGUUACGUUUGAAUGGCACACUAC